Messenger RNA from Sphenostylis stenocarpa, 915 nucleotides. The record is from the annotation of a GenBank genome assembly. NCBI's taxonomy places the organism in Eukaryota, Viridiplantae, Streptophyta, Magnoliopsida, Fabales, Fabaceae.
AUGGCUUCUUCCUUGGAUAUGUCACUUGAUGAUAGAAUAAAGAACAGGAGUAACAGAGGAGGUAGAGGUAGAGGAGGACGUGGCAGAGCCCAGUCUGGCCGUGGACCAAGUGGCGCUCUUAAUGGUGGAAGAAUGGCUGGUGCUCUUAAUAGUAGAAGAAUGGCUGGCGCUGGUAAUGGUGGAAGAACAUCUGGUGCUCUUCGAAGAGGUCCUCUUAUGGUUAACACCCGGCCAUCAUCAUAUGCUAUUGCCAAGGCAAGCUCAAAAAUCUCUAUUCGCAGAACUAGGCCCUUUCCAUGGCAGCAUGAUUUGUUUGAAGAUAGCCUAAGAGCUGCAGGGAUUCAAGGAGUAGAAGUUGGCACCAAGUUGUAUGUUUCCAACUUGGACCAUGGAGUGACCAAUGAAGACAUAAGGGAACUUUUCUCUGAGCUUGGAGAGUUGAAGCGCUAUGCUGUUCAUUAUGACAAAAAUGGACAUCCAAGUGGUUCGGCUGAAGUUGUUUAUACUAGAAGAAGUGAUGCAUUUGCUGCUCUUAAACGAUAUAAUAAUGUGCUUUUGGAUGGAAAGCCCAUGAAGAUUGAGAUUGUUGGUUCCAAUGCAGAAUUGCCUAUGAGUGCUCGGGUCAAUGUCACUGGGGUGAAUGGACGUAGGAAGAGGACUGUUGUAAUGACGCCUAGAGGUGGACAAGCUGUAGGUCCUGCUAUACCUAAUCGUGGUACUGGUUGGGGGCGUCGUGGUGGCACCAGGAGUGGUGGCCCAAGGAGUGACAAUGGACGUGGACGUGGUGGAGGUCGUCGAGGCAGUGGUCGAGGUGGAGGCCGAGGCCGUGGUAGAAAGGACACUGUUGAGAAGUCCGCAGAGGAACUUGACAAAGAACUGGAGACCUAUCAUGCCGAGGCCAUGAACAUCUCUUAG